AUGACACACUCCGCACGGUCGACCACAGACGCAGGAACCCCGGGGGCCCCUGAGGGAGAAGGGGGCCCCCCAGCCCCAGCCCCCAACCUCACCAGUAACCGACGACUGCAGCAGACGCAGGCACAGGUGGACGAGGUAGUAGACAUCAUGCGUGUGAACGUGGACAAGGUGUUGGAGAGGGAUCAGAGACUGUCGGAGCUGGACGACAGGGCCGAUGCUUUGCAGGCCGGGGCCUCACAGUUUGAGAGCAGCGCUGCCAAGCUUAAGAACAAGUACUGGUGGAAAAACCUCAAGAUGAUGAUUAUAAUGGCAAUCUUAGGAGUCAUAUGCGUUGGAGUUGUCUUCUUGUAUUUCUAUUAUUGA
Molecule: messenger RNA, 363 nt
Organism: Salvelinus namaycush (lake trout)
Lineage: Eukaryota; Metazoa; Chordata; Actinopteri; Salmoniformes; Salmonidae
Product: vesicle-associated membrane protein 2-like
Exons: 5
Coding region: 1-363 (120 amino acids)
Biological process (GO): SNARE complex assembly; vesicle-mediated transport; vesicle fusion
Cellular component (GO): SNARE complex; plasma membrane
Molecular function (GO): SNAP receptor activity; syntaxin binding
Source: RefSeq, a predicted model, not a curated record